AGGUUUUUUCAUUGUAUAUUUUGGGCAGAACUAACAAUAAGGCAAGGUUGCUGUAAACAAGAUAAAUAAUAUUUUUUGACAAAUGUAUUACAGUAUUCGAAAUAAAGAUCCUAUCAUAAUAGAAGGAAAAAGGACAAAACUCACACAUUGAUAAAUAUGAGUACAAUCUUCAAUGGCACUUGCCCGAAAAGGGAUCUAAGAAGUAUUUUUGCCAAACAAAACAAUUUUAAUAGUGAAGAGACUGUAUUCUGUACAGAGGAUAAUUUAGAGCAGUCUUUGUAUAUAAUAAAUGAAGAAUUUGAAUCAUUUGGUAUCUCAUUAUUAGCCAAACAGAAUGAUCUGCAAGCUUCAGAAUCAUUCAAUAAGUUAUUAAUAAAAAUGAUAAAUGCUACUUGGAGGUUGAUACAUAAAUAUAGAUCUCUAAUGCGAUUACAUGACAACUUGACCGAAUCGAAUCAUAGGACUGUUAAUGAUAACAUUAAUCUUAAGAAUCAUGUCAAGCGGUUGAAGGAAGAUGUGCAAAAAAAGGAGCAAGAGUUGUGCGAAGCACAGGAGAGAGAAAGAAGACUUAAGGUUCAAUGCGGGAGUAUGUCGCGUGAUUUAAAGCAUGAAAAAGAGGAGAUACGAAAACUAAAAAAACAAACUCAAUCGAAAGAUAUUCAACAUGAUCAUGAAAUGAGAAGGAUUAUGCGGAACAACGAGAAACUCCAGGAGCAGUUACACAAGUCUGUUGGAACCUUUGUGCCAAAAGACAAAGUUCUACAAAUGAUGCAAACGAAUCAUGAGAAGGAAUUGACUUCAUAUAAGCAAACUAUUUGUCGCUUGGAAGAAAACAAUAGACAAAUGCUAGAAGAGAUCAAUAAUUUAAAACAAGCUCUCGAGUUACAUCAAAGUGCCAUCGAUUUACAGGUUGAAGCAUGUGGCUGGAACACGGAUUUGAACAUCCAACGUAACUAACAUUGUAAUUUAUUUGUAACUUAUAUACAGGAAAGCACGCACAAUUGUUUGAAAUAUGUCUGUGCAUUAGUGUAGAAAUAGAAUUUCAUACUAAUAUUGUUUGUUGUAAAAAAAAGAGCUUUAUAUGCUUUACGCGAAAAAUUGUAUUAGAUAUUUUGUUUAAAAGAUUUUCUCGCUCGAUAUUUUAUAUAUAAAAGUGCUAUAUGAUUUCC
Molecule: messenger RNA, 1169 nt
Organism: Formica exsecta
Lineage: Eukaryota; Metazoa; Arthropoda; Insecta; Hymenoptera; Formicidae
Product: afadin- and alpha-actinin-binding protein-like
Exons: 6
Coding region: 157-957 (266 amino acids)
Source: RefSeq, a predicted model, not a curated record